Theobroma cacao (cacao) is the source of this 1294-nucleotide messenger RNA. RefSeq names its product protein OXIDATIVE STRESS 3 LIKE 4-like. NCBI's taxonomy places the organism in Eukaryota, Viridiplantae, Streptophyta, Magnoliopsida, Malvales, Malvaceae. The record is from RefSeq and is a predicted model, not a curated record.
AAGGCGAAGACGAAGACCCAGAGGAGCAGGUUGAAACUUUGUUGAAUUUUGCGAGCCGAGUUUCGUGCUGGUAUCUUGAAGGAGAAAAAACUAUGGAGGUUCUGGUGGGUUCCACGUUCGGCAUCGAGGUUGCUGCGUCCGCCACAUACGUUAGAGACCGUCCUCAGGAGAAGAUUUCCUCCUCCUCCUCCUCCUCCUCCUCCUCCGCCGCCGCUUGCUUGUUUAUCAAGGAGCACGAUGCUGGUGGCGCCGAUCCCACCGGGGAGGGAACAGGGUCGGAUCUCGGGUCGCCGGAGCUAUCUUCGGAGAGUUCGUCUUCGAUCGGAGCUCCGGGACACAGCGAUGAUGAAGAGGAAGAGGGCGUCGUUUCAUCUGGGGGAAGUGGUGGGUUGGCUUCUUUGGUUUCUAUAGAGGACUCUCUUCCCAUCAAGAGGGGAUUGUCGAAUCAUUAUGCAGGGAAAUCAAAGUCAUUUGCUAAUCUCUCAGAUAUAAGCUCAGUGGAAGAUCUGCAGAAGCCAGAGAAUCCUUUCAACAAAAGGAGGAGGGUGUUACUUGCAAACAAGUGGUCCAGGAAGUCAUCUUUCUACUCUUGGCGGAACCCCAACUCCAUGCCCCUCCUUGCUUUGAAUGAAGACGAUGAAGAAGAUGGAGAGGAUAAAGAAACGCCAUCAAUAUCAUCAUCAUCAUCAUCAUCAUCAUCAAAUGAUAAACUAUCAGUAGCCGCACAAAAACCAAAAUUGCAGCAAAGCAAGCUGAAGGCCACUUUUAAGUCGCAGAGUUGUUUCUCUCUAACAGAUCUGCAAGUAGAACAUCAAUGACGCCCUUUGCUUUCGGCAUGAAAAAUGCUUUAGGAUUUAGAUUAGACCCCCCUUUUUUUGGUUUUUAUUUUUAUUUUUUACUUGUCCUGCCUUUUCUUCUCUAUUUACUCAGAAGAAAAACAAAAUUUUUAGCAAGUACAAGUAUAUAUAAAAAUAAAUAUGUUUACAACAUGAAAUCAUCCUCCUCAUUUUUGUUAUAGUAGACACGAGAUGGGGUAGACAUAGUUAUGGAUAGAGAUGAUGGAUCAUGUUCAUGUAUGUAUGUAUGAAUGAUAUGUGUUGUAAAUUCUUAGAUUUUCUUUUUCUUGCAUAAAGACUAACCUGUCCUUUUGUUCUUAGAACACCUAGGUUGUCGAAUGGGGACAAUAUUGACAUUUAAGUUGUCUGGUGACAGAUAGGAGAUCUGGGGUUACACCAUUUUUUUAUUGUCCAAGUGGAUAUAGUAUAAUAAUGGAGUUAGCAGUAUCUUAUUUCAA